AUGAUGUCAUUUUUGCAAAACUUUCGUUAUGACAUAGCGCAAGAUAUAAUAUCAAUGAUGGAAGAUUAUUGUGAUUUACAUUGUCAAUUUUCAAAACAAUUAAUAUCUUUUAAUGAUAAUUGGACAAAACGAAUAAAUCGUCAAAAUACAUUAUGUUCAUAUAAUACAACAAAACGUGCUCAACUUGAAACAGUUAAAAAUGCUAAAAAAUUAGCCGAUAUUGAAGAUAAACGUGUUCAAAAUAUUCGACAAAUUAUCGAUAAAUAUCGUAAAGUUAUCAAUGAUACAUACGUAACAAAUCGUUUAUCAUCUCAUCAACACCGUCGUACAAAAGAAUUUAAAAAACAAUUUAAAGAAGCUCAUAAAAUGUUAACUGAUUGUAAAACAAAAUUAGAUGAAUCAAAAGCUGAGUAUAAAAAAGCUUUAGAUGAUUUGAAAAAAGCUGAUAGUGUACACGAAAUUAUAUCAAGUAAUAUCACAACAACAGAAGUACAACGUAAACGUUCAAUUGAUAUGCAAACAAAACGACGUGGAAGUGUUAAUAAAAUAAAUGAACAAAUUCAAUUACAUGAAGACGAUUAUUCUAGAGCCCUAAAAACAUAUCGAAAAAAAGCAAAAUUAAUAUUUCAAGAAUGUCAAAAAGAAGAAAGUAAUCGCCUUGAUUUGAUUAAAGAAACAUUGUUAAAUUUUUGUCAAGCCAUUCAAAUAGAAGAUCAAAAUGAAUUAAAUAAAAUUUAUUUAGAUUUAGCUCAACAUAUUCAAAUAAAACAAAAUUCAUGGAAUGAUAUUUUAUAUUGGGCACAAUCUUAUGGAAUUAUCGAUCAAAAUCAAGAAUUAAUUCGAGAAGAUUUAGAAACAUCAAUUAAUAAUAAAACACCAAAAAUUAAAAAACAAUCUAGCGUCGUUGAAGAACCAUCAAAUACACAAAUAGCAACAUCCAUCUCAAGUCCAACUAUUACAAAAAAAUCAGAUAAAAAAGAAGAGUCAGGUGCGAAGAUGACAACAACGCAAGACAUGAAUGAAGAAGAAGAAGAUACAGCUAAAAGUAAAUCAAUCACAAAGAAAAAUAGUAAAACAACCAACAAUAAAAAAGCUACUGUAACAACAUCGGACACCGACUCGGCACCUACAACAACAGUAAACAUACUUGCGCCAAUGUAA
Didymodactylos carnosus is the source of this 1161-nucleotide messenger RNA. The record is from the annotation of a GenBank genome assembly. Lineage: Eukaryota; Metazoa; Rotifera; Eurotatoria; Philodinida; Philodinidae.